AAAUAGGAUACAAGUAGUGAAGUGUUUGAGAAGAUAAGUUUAUCUUUUUAGCACAAAUCUGCGUUUCCUCUUCUAAAACGUAGCCUCUGUUCCUCAGCUCACCGGUUGACAACUCACUGCACUGACGUCUAGGGGUGCGUUUGUGUGCGUACUUGAAGCAACACCAUGACACAGGACGGUGGUUUGUGUUUUGUUGACAAAACUCCCACUUCGUCCCCGAGUGAUGUGUGUUUUAGACCAAGCUUUCUUCGUCUUUAUCGUGAGUGCAUCAGAGUAACUGCAUUCAGCCAGUAGAGGGCAGCAAAGUCCCAGUUCACUGUUUAGUCUGCUGAUGCUUUCACCGGCUCCUUUGAUAGCUCCACCUGCUGGCAGUAGUCGUGGAGAGGAAGUCCUGGGUAAAGACUGCCUCCAGUAUUCCAUAUAGUGGGUGUGGAGGAGAGGAUGUCUGAGGGUUGCGGACUGAUACAGGAUGCAGCUUGGUUUUAACUGCGGGCUUCUUCUUCUUCUUCUUCUCCCCAUCCUCCCAGUGAUGCGCGGUACGUCACGACGCGGUUUACUGUACGUGGUGUUACUGAAGGAACAGCAGCAGCACACAGCAGCCCGGAUCCUCCUUAUUACAUUAUGUAAUGCCCUGGAUGCUGCGUCGCGACGGAUGGCUGGUUUCCUCAUCUGUGAUUUGGUGUGUCGCUGGCCGCUCAGACCUUUGCAUCUCUGCAUCAAGUGCAGAGCUGAGUGCAAGUAACGGAGCCUGGCUGUCGGUGGCCUCUCCCUUGCAGGUGCAGAGACGCUGGGAGUCUGCACAACUCCACAUCUUGGACAUUAUUUAAUUAUUUUUAUUUUUUAUUUUUUAUGUUUUUUAUUGCCGAGCAGAGACGCGUCUCUGUUCCAAACCCUCUGGUCUCUCAGUGGAAGUAAACCAAUGCGGGUUUGUUUCAGAUUAACACCAGGAUCACAGUGUGUUCUCCAUCGCUUUGGGUCGACCCUGCAUUCUAAACAAUGGCGGGUCCCGAGCAGCAGAGGCAGCAGCAGCACGUAGAGGAGAAGGCAGAGCGAAUAGACGAUGCCGAGAUGGCUCUGCAAGGCAUUAACAUGCUGCUCAACAACGGCUUUAAGGAAAGCGACGAGCUUUUCAGGAGAUACAGGAGUCAGAGUCCACUUAUGAGCUUUGGGGCCAGUUUUGUUAGUUUUCUGAACGCCAUGAUGACAUUUGAAGAGGAGAAGAUGCAGACAGCCUGUGACGACUUGAGGACCACUGAAAAACUGUGUGAGAGUGACAGCGCUGGAGUGAUAGAGACAAUCAAAAACAAGAUAAAGAAGAGUAUGGAUUCACAGAGAUCAGGCAUUGUCGUGGUCGACCGUCUUCAGAGGCAGAUCAUCGUCGCCGACUGCCAAGUCUACCUUGCCGUGCUGUCAUUUGUCAAACAAGAACUUUCGGCUUACAUCAAAGGAGGCUGGAUCCUGCGUAAAGCCUGGAAGAUGUACAACAAGUGCCACAGUGACAUCAGUCAGCUGCAGGAGUCCUGUCAGCGCCGGUCCUCCGUGAACCAGGACUCACUGUCUGCAGAUAACGUCAACCACAACUCACCAGUGGACAACGGUGUGACCCCCGAGGCCCUGGAUCGGCUCAAGGGCUCGGUUAGCUUCGGCUACGGCCUCUUUCAUCUGUGCAUCUCCAUGGUGCCGCCGCACCUGCUCAAGAUCAUCAAUCUGCUGGGCUUUCCCGGCGACCGACUCCAGGGUCUGUCCUCCUUAAUGUAUGCCAGUGAAAGCAAGGACAUGAAGGCACCACUGGCUACGUUGGCCCUCUUGUGGUACCACACGGUGGUGUUGCCGUUCUUUGCUUUAGACGGCUCCGAUACACAUGAAGGGCUGCUCGAAGCCAAAGCGAUUCUGCAGAGGAAGUCAGUGGUGUACCCCAACUCAUCGCUCUUCAUGUUCUUUAAAGGACGGGUUCAGAGGCUCGAGUGCCAUAUCAACAGUGCCCUGGCCUGUUUCUACGAUGCGCUGGAGCUCGCAUCAGACCAAAGAGAGAUUCAGCAUGUGUGCCUCUAUGAGAUCGGUUGGUGUAGCAUGAUCGAGAUGAAUUUUGAAGACGCGCACCGGUCGUUUGAAAGGCUGAAGAAUGAGUCCUGCUGGUCACAGUGCUAUUACGCCUACUUGACUGGCAUUUGUCAGGGAGCCUCCGGUGACCUGGAUGGAGCGAAUCGAGUGUUUAAAGAUGUGCAGAAGCUUUUCAAGAGGAAAAACAACCAGAUCGAGCAGUUCGCUGUGAAAAGGGCUGAGAGACUGAGGAAGAUCUGUGCUUCCAGAGAGCUGUGCAUCCUUGGUGUCAUUGAGGUGCUGUAUCUGUGGAAGGCACUUCCAAACUGCUCGUCAUCUAAAUUGCAGGUUAUGAAUCAGGUGUUACAGAGAUUAGACGAUUCUCUGUGCCGUGGACUGAAACAUCUGCUUCUUGGUGCUAUUCAUAAAUGCCUUGGAAACAUGAGAGAUGCUCUCCAGUCGUUCCAGUUGGCUGCUCGAGAUGAGUAUGGACGGCAGAUCAAUUCCUACGUUCAGCCGUAUGCUGUCUAUGAACUGGGAUGUAUACUACUUGCACAAUCAGAGGCAGUUGGAAAGGGAAGAUCCUUACUCCUUCAAGCCAAGGAGGAUUUCACAGGGUAUGACUUUGAGAACAGGCUUCAUGUCCGCAUCCAUUCAGCCCUGGCCUCCUUGAAAGAAGUAGUGCCUCAGUGACUCAGUGGGAGGAAGCUACACCUCAGUUGUCAAGCCUUUCAAUCGGAAUGUUUGACACGCCUGGGAACGAGCUCCCGUGUUUGUCACUGUGGAGGGAUUUGGUGGAAAUAUGCUUGUUCGUCUUUUUAGUUUUCAGGCAAACGGGAGACGUCUCUGCGCAGUCGUUCCAGAGAUAGUUUACAGGCUCGGCUCAAACCAGGAAACAAAUUGAAUUGGCUGUGAGGGAACGUCUUGUCUUGUUACACAUGUAUGUCACCGAUUUGUCCAAAUACAGGGGGUCCUCAGUUUACGACAACCUCAACCUACAGCGUUUCAUGGUCACGUUGCCAUCUCAUGAAAAUAUAUUUUGAAAAUCUUAACUUUUUCCGAUGUACGGUGUUGAAGCUCGUCAAAGUUCGCACAGGAAUUAUAUGGCGGGCAGACAAAUUGGUCGUCACGUGGUAUUAUACAUGGCUUACGUUUACAUUCGCCAGUUGUACGCCGUACGUUGGAUUGUGCUGCAUUCACUGUCUUUCGUUUGUGUUGUUUUUUUGUCGGGAGCUUUUUGCCCUUCAUUGUGGCUCCAGACUCUUCUGGUGUUUUGAUGUCCUAGAUCAGGCAUGGACAAACUACGGCCCGGGGCCCACAUACAGCCCGUUUGCCCACGCCUGUCUGAGAUUAUGUUAACACUGUUAGCAUGGGUGAGUGACGUAGGUACUUAUGUACAGUACGUUGAGGGCCCCCUGUUCACAACUGUAUAGAUGUAAACCACACAUUUGAAAGGGUACCUAGCUAGUAGCAGUUCCGUUUUGGACUUAUGCUAAACCAGCCUAACCCUUUCCUCUCAUAUACUCCUGAACGUAAUUCCCAUUAAAUUUGAUGGGAAUACUUUACCUCAGUGUUUCCCAAACUUUUUCUGGGUACCAAUAUUUUAAGUCCCAAACCUUCGCGACCCAAGUCAAUAGACAUUAUUUGUAAACUCCUGGGGAACAUGAUGCGAGACGGCCCACAAAAAAGAAUCCCUUACGAUCCACCUGAGGGUCGCGACCCAGUCUUUGGGAAACAAUGCUUUACCUGAUACAAGAAGACCAACAGGUUUAUUUUUAAUGGUUUCUCUCUAACUGGUAAUUUAGGUGUAUUAGCACCCACAUCUACAAAACUUUCCCAAUUAUUUCAUUGAAUAUUUGGGAGAUUUUAGUUAGAACAUCACUAUGUAUAUUCAAUAACAGAGCACGAAACUAUUUAUUUAUUGAUAAUGUAGUGUCUGGAGUGUUUUACACAAUUCCUUAAAACAGGCAUUUUAACAUUUUGCACAAAUAAAAAUAUAAGAAAAAAUCUGCC
Messenger RNA from Cynoglossus semilaevis (tongue sole), 4053 nucleotides. Its product is annotated as tetratricopeptide repeat protein 39C-like. The record is from RefSeq and is a predicted model, not a curated record. Gene Ontology annotation, molecular function: protein binding. Gene Ontology annotation, biological process: cilium assembly; otolith morphogenesis. Bases 997 to 2733 code for a protein of 578 amino acids. The transcript is spliced from 15 exons. NCBI's taxonomy places the organism in Eukaryota, Metazoa, Chordata, Actinopteri, Pleuronectiformes, Cynoglossidae.